AUGACGGCACGCGGCAAGGAGCGGCUCGUGUUCCAUGACUUUACUUACUACAAGCAGAGCCGCACCAAAAGCGGCUUUCGAUGGGGUUGCACGAAAAACCGGUGGCACAAGUGCAAGGCCUACCUCCACCUGGCCGACGACCUGACUAUCGUCAGGACUAACUUUAUCUACACGACGAGGGGCCAGAAACUUCUGAUGUACGACAAGUUCACGUUCUUCAGAAGCGGCUGGGUCAGGAACGGCGGCUCGAGGUACUCUUGUUCUCACUCAGUGACCAAGCGAUGCAAAGCCCACAUCCACGUGCACAAGGACUGCGUCAUUCUCAUGACGCAGUCCUUACCGUACACAACCACGACCCUGACAACCAUGUUUAUCCACACGACCAGGGGACAGAAGCUCCUGAUGUACGGCAAAUACUCUUUCUAUAGGAGCGGCCCGAUAAGGAAUGGAGGCUCGAGGUACUCGUGCUCCCGCUUGAGCAGCCAGCAGUGCAAAGCCCACAUCCACUUGAGCAAGGAUGAUGACAUACUGAUGGUGCAAGCCGCACACAAUCACGAUCCCGACACCUACUUGAAAACCAAAGCGGGACUCUACUUAAAAGUUUAUCUUAAUAAAGAGCCGAAGCGAAUCGUU
This is a messenger RNA of Iphiclides podalirius (scarce swallowtail), 633 nucleotides long. The record is from the annotation of a GenBank genome assembly. Lineage: Eukaryota; Metazoa; Arthropoda; Insecta; Lepidoptera; Papilionidae.